AGCGGCAAAACUCUCACGGACCCCCACCCCGGCGGCGCCCCUCGACGACCUCCCCGCGCCGAGCCCCUUGCUGGCCAGGGCCUGCACUGAGAGGGCCUGGGGGCGAGGCCGGAGCUGACCGGCCUCAGCCCCGUGCCAGGCCACGAUGCUCGUGAGGAAAGUGCCCGUCUUCGUCCCGGCCUCCCCGUGGGGGCUGCGGCUGCCGCAGAAGUUCCUCUUCCUUCUCUUCCUCUCGGGCCUCGUCACCCUGUGCUUCGGGGCCCUCUUCCUGCUGCCCAACUCCUCUCGGCUCAAGCGCCUCUUCCUGGCCCACCGGACCCAGCAGCCCGGCCUGGAGGUAGUGGCCGAAGUCGCUGGCCACCCCCUGGCCCGCGAGCAGGAGUCGCCUCCCAACCCGGCCCCCGCUGUGCCAGCCCCCGGGGAGGGCGACGCCAGCAGCCAAGCCAGUACCCGCCGCCGGAAAGUGUGGCUGCGGCGCACCCACCCCACCGGGACACGGGAAAUGGCCACGGUGGCCCGGAGCAGCGGCAGCACGGCCCUCAGACCCCAGGAGGGGGGCAUCCCGUUUAGCUUUGACUUCAACGCGUUCCGGAGCCGCCUCCGCCACCCGGUCCUGGGGACCAGGGCAGAUGAGAGUAAGGAGCCCCAGAGCCUAGUUCGAGCCCAGCGGGAGAAAAUCAAGGAGAUGAUGCAGUUCGCCUGGCAGAGCUACAAGCUUUAUGCAAUGGGGAAAAACGAGCUCCGGCCACUCACAAAAGACGGCUAUGAGGGCAACAUGUUUGGAGGUCUCAGUGGGGCAACCAUCAUUGACUCCCUUGACACUCUCUACCUCAUGGAGCUGCAGGAGGAGUUCCAGGAGGCCAAGGCCUGGGUUGAAGAGAACUUCCACCUGAACGUGAGUGGAGAAGCAUCCUUGUUUGAGGUGAACAUCCGGUACAUCGGAGGACUUCUCUCAGCCUUCUACCUGACGGGAGAAGAGGUGUUCCGAAUAAAGGCCAUCAAGCUGGGAGAGAAGCUUCUGCCGGCCUUCAACACUCCCACGGGAAUCCCAAAAGGUGUUGUGAACUUCAAAAGCGGCUCCAACAGGAGCUGGGGCUGGGCCAUGGCCGGGAGCAGCAGCAUCCUGGCUGAGUUUGGAUCCCUGCACCUGGAGUUCUUACACCUCACGGAGCUCUCUGGCAACCAGGUCUUCGCAGAAAAGGUCAGGAACAUCCGAAAAGUCCUCAGGAAGAUCAACAAGCCCUUCGGCCUCUACCCCAACUUCCUCAGCCCAGUGAGCGGGAACUGGAUGCAACACCACGUCUCGGUUGGAGGCCUCGGGGACAGUUUUUAUGAAUAUUUGAUCAAAUCCUGGUUGAUGUCGGCCAAGACAGAUGUGGAGGCUAAAGAUAUGUACUACGAAGCCUUGGAGGCAAUAGAGACCUACUUGCUGAAUGUCUCUCCUGGGGGGCUGACCUACAUUGCCGAGUGGCGAGGGGGGAUUCUGGACCACAAGAUGGGGCACCUGGCCUGUUUCUCUGGGGGCAUGAUCGCCCUCGGCGCUGAGGAUGCCAAGGAAGAAAAGAGGGCCCACUACCGAGAGCUCGCAGCCCAGAUCACCAAGACGUGCCACGAAUCAUACGCCCGCUCAGAUACCAAACUGGGGCCCGAGGCCUUCUGGUUUAACUCCGGCAGAGAGGCCGUGGCCACACAGCUGAGCGAGAGCUACUACAUCCUGCGGCCCGAGGUGGUGGAGAGCUACAUGUACCUGUGGCGACAGACCCACGACCCCAUCUACAGGGAGUGGGGCUGGGAGGUGGUGAUGGCCUUGGAGAAAUACUGUCGAACGGAAGCUGGUUUCUCUGGGAUCCAAGAUGUGUACAGUAGCAUCCCCAACCACGACAACAAGCAGCAGACUUUCUUUCUAGCGGAGACACUAAAGUAUCUCUAUCUUCUGUUCUCUGAAGAUGACAUGCUCUCCCUGGAAGACUGGGUGUUCAACACAGAGGCCCACCCCCUCCCGGUGAACCACUCGGACAGCUCCAGCAGGGCUGGGGGCCGACUCUGACCCGUCUCCCUGCCGCGCCCGGGGCCCCGGAGGGCUGCCUUGCCUUUUCAGGAUUUGGGACUGUUCUCAAAGGGAUUGGGAACGUAGGCCCCAUUCCAGGCAGACCCAGGGCAGAUGUGUCGGACAAGCAACUUCUUUUCCUCUGUGAGGAGACAGGACUUGGAGACGCAGCGAUGUCACCCCAGGCCCAGACUUUCCUUUCUAUGGAGAAUUUCUAUGAAACCCACUCACUUGCCAUUCCAGGGCCCAGUGAAUGGAGGUUUGCAUAUUGUCUCCAUGCCUUUGAUUCACUUCCUCUCAUUUGGGGAGUUUUCUGUUCGUUUGUUUUGCUUGAUUUUGCCUUUUCUCUGCAGUUGUGUUUUAUCAAAAAUUAUAAAUAUAGUUUCAAAAUCAUGUGCUUUCGAAAGCAGCAUCAUCUUGAUAAACUAAACCUUAAAAUGUUCGCACACAGAAACCUUGACCCCAUUUUCUAUAUUUUAAAUGCUUUUUGCCCAACAUUUACUAUACGUUCAACUACGUGGCAUUUACCUUAUAAUUUGAGGAGGCGUUCCCUUUUGAUUUGGGCCUAAGUGUUAACAAAUCACUAGUGCCAUUUUCAUUAUUGUAAUGGAAAAAUCUGUAAACUUACAAUAAAAGAGUUUAUUGAAUAAGAAGUACGAUUGGGUUCAUUGCACAUCAGUGACUCCUGGGAAAACCGUGGCAAUGUUCUCACCCGAAAAAAUAAUCAACCAGCAGUUGAUUUAACAUAAGUUUAGACUCCAACUUCUAUUGCCUUCCCUUAAAUUGGUCCUACAAAUUCAGGAAGGGUGAAGCCAAUCCUUUAAAUGGAGUCGCAUAUUUAUACUUCAGUCAAGGCUUGGAAGAGGCCCAGAGAGGGCCAGCAGCUUGUCUGUGGUCAUGCAGCCAGGUAGAGGCAGAGGUGAGCCCAGUCACAACCCCGUGUCCAUCUGUUCGCAUUCACCAGAUGCGUGCUGAGUGCCCGUAGGAGACCAGACACUGGGCUGGAUGCCAGGGACACAGCUGGGAGUGAAGCAGUCACAAGGCCUGCCCUCAGGGAGCGUACAGCCAAGUGGGGGAAAGAUAGACCAUAAAGUCAACGGACAGAUAAGUAACGUGAGUGCAAGCCGUAGGAAGUGCCACAGAGGAGAUUUGGGGCCGAGACACUAGUGGCCAGGGCUGAUCCGAGGGCAUCAGGGAGAGCCUCUCUGAGCAGAAGACUUUCAAACUGAGGCCUGGAAGAUAAGAAGGAGCAGCAGGAGGAGUAUCCCACAAACCCACUCUCCCCCCGCCCCCGCCCACCCAGGGCCCCAAAACCUUGAGGCCAUUAUGCAGAGCGAGGUGUUCAGGCAGCUCGUCCCACAGCUGACCACACAGGGUAAUUCUGAGCCCUCCUGCAUGCUCAGCCACUUCAGUUUGGCUGUUAUGAACUUUGAGUAGUCCCUGAGGUAUUGGAGCCUAGGCCAAGUGACCUGGCUUUACGUCCCCGCAAUGGGACCCCAGAUAGGUCACCUCACCCCUCAGGCUACUCUUCCAUCAAACAGAGGGAGGAACCUCCACCUCCCAAGGUUGCUGUGAGAAUAAGCAGGGUCCCCUGGCGCCCUGACUGCGGGAAGUGCUUCCUCCUUAUUCUGGAGACAUAGAUGCUUUCAGCAUCUUCUUAAGCAGUGGUCAGAGCUACGGGUGAGCCGUCCCCAUGGCAGGAACCCUGGUGUUUGGUGAGUAAGUCGCUGCUUGAACCCAGGAAAUCACUUCACUCUUGACAGCCUCUGGAGACCUGCCUGUGCCCAUUUAAAAAACAAAACAAAACAGAAAAACCCACUGUGCGAGCAUUGUGGAAAGGGUGAGGAAUAUCUUUAUGCUAAGCAGAAAGAAAAGCCAUCCACCAUUCUACCCUCCAGAAUGAAUAGUUAUAUUUUCUUCCAGAUCUUUUUCUAUGAAUGUACAGAAUAUAUUUUGCAAACAUGGUGUCAUACUAUGCAUCCUGUUUUACUGUAAUCUGCUUUUGCUCUUAACUAUAUACUGUGAGGAUCUUUCCAUGCCAACAAAUACACAUUUAUCACUGUA
Messenger RNA from Zalophus californianus (California sea lion), 4111 nucleotides. RefSeq names its product mannosidase alpha class 1C member 1 (gene MAN1C1). Gene Ontology annotation, biological process: N-glycan processing; carbohydrate metabolic process. The record is from RefSeq and is a predicted model, not a curated record. Gene Ontology annotation, molecular function: mannosyl-oligosaccharide 1,2-alpha-mannosidase activity; calcium ion binding. The coding region runs from base 146 to 2047 and encodes 633 amino acids. Gene Ontology annotation, cellular component: Golgi membrane; endoplasmic reticulum; extracellular exosome. Lineage: Eukaryota; Metazoa; Chordata; Mammalia; Carnivora; Otariidae. The transcript has 12 exons.